AUGUAUGGCAAGGAUUAUGAUGUUAGGUACCAGUCUCAUUUUAAGUAUGAGGCUAAUUGGACCAAGGAGGAGGGGUGCAGUGACACAAUUGCUUUAGCUUGGCAAAGGGGGGUUGGUUUGUCGAGCCAUAUUGGAAGGUUGCAAAGGAAAUUGGAGAUAUGCAGUAAGGGACUUAAGAAAUGGAGCCGAAAUUUAAUCAAAGAUAGAACAACAGCUAUUAAAGAGAAGUUCAAAGAGAUCAAACAAUUGCAAUCAUAUGAGAGGGUUGAUAAUAUGGGAGUUCUCAAAAGAUUACAAAAUGAGUUGGGUUUCUUACUUGAUCAGGAAGAUGUAAGAUGGAAACAAAGGGCUAAAACCCAUUGGUUGGUACAAGGGGAUAGAAAUACUAAAUUCUAUCGUGCUUGCGUUAAUCAAAAAAGAAAAAAGAAUUUAAUAAAGAAUGUAGUGGAUGGGGAAGAAUUCACAAGAGAAGAUGUUGAAGCAGCUUUAAAACAAAUGUCACCCUUCAAGUCUCAGUGCCAGAUGGUUUUAGAGCAGUUUUUCCAAGAUCAUUGGGGAAUUGUUGGCUCUGAUGUGGUCCAAGCUAUACUUGAUUUUCUUAGUAGUGGGGUUAUACCUUGA
Carya illinoinensis is the source of this 621-nucleotide messenger RNA. RefSeq lists its product as uncharacterized. The record is from RefSeq and is a predicted model, not a curated record. Lineage: Eukaryota; Viridiplantae; Streptophyta; Magnoliopsida; Fagales; Juglandaceae. The coding region runs from base 1 to 621 and encodes 206 amino acids. The transcript is spliced from 2 exons.